Molecule: messenger RNA, 234 nt
Organism: Miscanthus lutarioriparius
Lineage: Eukaryota; Viridiplantae; Streptophyta; Magnoliopsida; Poales; Poaceae
Source: the annotation of a GenBank genome assembly
AUGGGCGCCUAUUAUCGCCACCGCUCGCCGCUCCAGCGGCAUCAACUACUCCUCCCGGCGGUGCUGGUGCUGCUCGUCAUCGUCGGUGCGGCGGCAGCCAAGGGGGCGGGCCGGAAUGUGAUCACGCACAUCAAGGGGUUCGAAGGCCAGCUGCCCUUCCACCUCGAGACAGGGUACGCGGAGGUGGAUGAGGAGCACGGCGCCCGGCUGUUCUACUACUUCAUCGAGUCGUAG